This is a messenger RNA of Trichomonas vaginalis G3, 1340 nucleotides long. RefSeq names its product armadillo (ARM) repeat-containing protein family. Lineage: Eukaryota; Parabasalia; Trichomonadida; Trichomonadidae. The transcript has a single exon. The annotation marks the transcript as partial. The record is from RefSeq and is a predicted model, not a curated record.
AUGAUUGACUUUUAUAAAUCGUUUGAAAUCAGUAUCCAACCAAGCGAUUUAUUAUCAAUUAGUCAUGAAGAUAAACACGAAGAAAUAGAUUUUAAUUCACUGUUAAUUCAAUUAACAGAAACAACCGAUGAAAAUUUAAUCAAUGAUAUCAUUGGAAAAAUUUGCCUAGCAAAAGAUAAUGAACUAGCUUCAUCUGAAGAAAGUAUAUUUAACCAACAAGUUUUCAUAGAUAAAUUGAAAAUUUUAAUUCAAAAUGUAAUUGAACAUGACAAAAGAUCUAGUUUGGAGAGAAUCCUAUUAUUUCUGCAUAAACUAUGCUCACUGAGUUCGGAAUUCCUUGAUGGCUUUGUCAAUAGUAACGAGUUUGAAAAGAUUAUUUCAAUGCUUAAUUCAAAUAAUGCAGAUCUAGUUCUUAAGUUCAUUAUUAUAAUAGAAAAAUCUUUUCUACAUGCAUCUCCCAUAAUAGCUAAUAUAAUCGAUUUUAAUAUUUUAAAUUCUCUCUAUCAAUCAGAAUUAGAAUAUUUUGUUUUAGGAGUUUACUUAUUUAUGUCAAAUAUAGAUGAAAAUCCACAAAUAUGCACAUACUUUUCACAAUUAAGACCAAAUGAAUCAAAUCUUGCACUUUUUUCCAGAAUAACAUCAAAAUUUAUGCUAGAAAUGAAAGAAUUUACGCAAGAAUUUGCAGAAUGCGUCAAUUCUGUUAUUAUUCUUGCAUCACAUGCUCAUAAUUAUCAUUCCAUUUAUAAAUUAUUAAUUGCAGUUUUUAAGCUUGAAAACAAAGACUUUUCAUCAUUUAUAGCCAGGUCAAUUGAUUAUGCAGCAAUUUUCCAAGAAUAUAUUGAAAUGCAAGAUGAAAUGAGUAUUAUAAACUUCCACAACUUCUUUUUACAUGUAAUUCAAACAUUACUCUGCAAUUCAUUAGAUUUUGGAAUUAAUUUAGAUCAGCUUGCAACCCUAUUUUGCUCACAAGCAUUUAUUGAUAAAACUGUAUAUAUCCUCGAGAAUUCUACUUUCAAAGUCAAAAAUUCAAUUCUAAAACUCAUUAAAUGCUUGAUUAUCUCAAUUGGUGAAGAAUACUCACCAAUAUUUAUACAAAAUAAUUUAAUAUCGUACAUUAUUGAUGAUAUCGAAACAACAGACAGUAAUAACUUAGAAUAUAUUAUAGAAGUAAUAGUAUAUCUUAUUAGAAAAUGCCCUAUUGAAAACCAGAAGAUUCUAUACUUCCAAUUUGAAGAAAAAGAAUUGGACAAAAUUCUAACUUCAUUGGAAUUCGAAAAUUUUAAUGAUGAUAGUUUCAAAUACUAUAUUAUUGACACAAUUAGCAAAUGGAGAGUCUUAUA